This is a messenger RNA of Oppiella nova, 1136 nucleotides long. Lineage: Eukaryota; Metazoa; Arthropoda; Arachnida; Sarcoptiformes; Oppiidae. The record is from the annotation of a GenBank genome assembly.
UUGUCAACACUAUCACGAGUUUUCUCAAACAAACUCAUUAUUUAAAUCACAAUCAGCUGUUUGUCUGUCAUUUACAUUAUUCACACCACUUGGGCACCAAAUACAGUGAUCAUAAGAUGUCUCAAUCCAAGUAUGAAUACGUCCGCACAUACGAAGAGUCCACAGACAAUGUCCUACUGAAGGACUGCUAUAUUGUGGUGCGAGUCGAUGGACACAAGUUUCAUAAGUUUAGCAAAUGUCACGAUCUCUUCAAACCUAAUGACAAACGUUGUUUGGAUCUAAUGAACGAAUCGGCCAAACAUGUGAUGCGAGCCUUCUUUCCCAAUAUAGUCAUGGCUUACGGCCAAAGCGAUGAAUUCAGUUUCAUUAUCCGUCGGGUGUCUGAUCUAUACAAACGAAGACAAAAUAAGAUCACAUCUCUUAUCGUCUCUUCAUUCAGCUCCGCGUUUGUCUUCUAUUGGUCCCAAUAUUUCUCUAAUCAACCACAGAAUGCUUGUCACCAAUCAGUUCCACUCCAAUACCCGCCUGCUUUCGACGGCCGAUGUAUUCUUUACCCGAACUCCAAAGUGGUGAUGGAUUACCUCCGAUGGCUUCCACUCCAAUACCCGCCUGCUUUCGACGGCCGAUGUAUUCUUUACCCGAACUCCAAAGUGGUGAUGGAUUACCUCCGAUGGCGUCAAGUGGACUGUCAUAUCAAUAACCUCUAUAACACCACAUUCCAUGCCCUCACCGGUCAUUACACCAAAUAUGUGCUCAACUCUACCGACAAUUCAUACACUUUUACCCCCAAUUGGACCCAAAGUGCUGGCGCUGACCCACCCCUCCCUUUGACACCCAGAGAGGCGACCGAAAGGCUGUCCAAAACUAUAAGUUCCGAUAAACAUGAGAUUCUGUUCACAGAAUAUGGCAUUAAUUAUAAUAACGAAUUACAACAGUUUAAGAAGGGAUCAGUUAUUGUGUUGGAUAUUAGCCAACAAUUGAUGCAAAGUAUUGUCUCUAAGAAUAAGAAAAAGAAGAAGAGUUUGGAUGUAAAAGGAGAUGAAGAGGACAUUGACAUCAAUUCCUAUCUUAGUGUCAGUUAUAUUGAUGUAAUUAAAGAGGAGUUUUGGUCUCAAAAUCAAUCACUUCUUACAUAA